AUGAGUGGCUUCGUCGAUGAUGACUGGAAUGUAGCGGCUGCUGGGAAUCAGGUACCUGCUGCUGGUUUGAAUGCAACGGGAGCACCGAUGGCUGUGGGACAUCCGGUAGCUGCUGCUGCUCCAAACCAGACGACCUUGACCUCUCGCCUCCUAGCACUGCCGCUGCAUAUCCGUGAGGCCAUCUAUACAGAGGUCCUCAAAGUUGAGAACACGAUCAAACAUCAUGUCCAUCGAGACUGGGAGAUCGCUGACAUCAUGGAUGACAUGGCCAAUUCUGAUAUUCCAACUGAUUGGGUAUGGUCUAUGAGUCCACGCAUCACCACGUACAAUUUCGAUACUUCUCUGUUGCUCGUGAACCGCCAGGUCUACCUUGAAGCAUCUCGAGUCUGGGGUCGUCAAAACACCUGGGUCCUUAUACGACUUGGAGACGCGCUGCUUAUCAGGGUCAUGCAAGAAUCGGGGUGUGCCAUUCCAAUACCUGACACCUGGACGCUUGCUGGCCUCGGUGAUACUUCUGGUAAGAUGCAGAGGAUUGCCGUUGAUAUCACCGUAGGUGGGACGGCGAACAGGUAUGCGGCGCAACAGAAGAUGUUCAUCAUGAGCGUAGAGGGAGUAUGGGACCUUGUGGCCCACCUGGUGUCAUACUCUAUCACGCCCUGGUGCAUCGUCGUGCGGUACAACAAAGCCGAUAUCUUCCCUGCGAGCUAUCGUCGCAAACUUGCAAAACGAGUCAGGGAGUUGUUCGAGCCACUGCGAAUUAUCGGCCCCAACGACCAACGCCGUGGUGUGAUCCUGAUAACUGAGAACGACGAAUCUAACGAACGAUCUGACCGAGCUGCUGACCCCAGCAUACAUAUCCCCCUGACCACCUGUGAAGUCUUGAAGUUGUUGAGAGACUACCUUCCUCCAUUCAACGCGGAUGUAGACAAGGUGGACUGGGUUCAUGAAGAGGUGAAGAUGGCCGAAUGGAGUUUCCUCUUCACCAACGCGAUCACGAAGUACGGAGUUUCUGAGGAGUUUGGUCCUGGCUGGCGAGACACCCUCUGCAUGGCUCACGCGCGAAUGAUGGCCAUCAGAUUGGGUCUCGGAGACUUGGAGCAAGCUGAAUACCACGCGAGACGAACUGACGAUAUGCUGGAGAUGCACGAAGCUAGGAUCUGGUGGUACCAUGCCGUUGUGUCUAACAUGAGGACCUGGGGUGAUACACUGAGCAAGAGCGUCACCCAAGAGAUCCUCGACGUUAUCUGGUGUCUGUCCCACAGCGAGGACAAGCAGUGGUUCAACCUCUUCUGGCUCAACGGCAAAGAGGACGAAGAGAGUGAGCGCAAGGUCGUCCUCACGGCAGCUCAUAAGAUCGAGGCAGCGCGGUGGGUGGCAUCAGUAGAACAUCCAGGGGACCACGGUGAGCGAGCCAGGAGAUUCAGCCAGUUCAUGGCCGUCCAAGGCCAGAAGCUCGUCGCAGGCUUUUCUCCUGGCGCCGUGGACGAAUACAACCUCUCGAUGCGUGCUCUGGUGGUCGCCAACAGGCUGCCAGACAGCUUCCAGAGCUUCUGCCACCAGCACGGCUUCAAAUACUGGUCUUUGGUUGAGGUGGUUGAUAUUGAUGUGAAGCUGAGAUGA
Molecule: messenger RNA, 1620 nt
Organism: Arthroderma uncinatum
Lineage: Eukaryota; Fungi; Ascomycota; Eurotiomycetes; Onygenales; Arthrodermataceae
Exons: 1
Coding region: 1-1620 (539 amino acids)
Source: RefSeq, a predicted model, not a curated record